UUCCCCCUCCCUGCCUCCCUCCCUCGCUCCCUCCCGCCUUUCUCUCCGUCUUUAAACGCCCCUGCAUCGGAAGCGCCGCGCACAUGUACGUCUCUGUCCUCGCCACCUCCCAGAGCAGUACAUAGACACACAAACACACACGCGCGCGAAAACCGCUGCCCCUUCUCCCUCCCCACAAAGCCAUUGAUCUUUCAGCUGGCCACAUUGCGGGGACUGCGGGAGAGAAGAGCGAGUCGCCCAAGCCACGCUGGGCGCCUUUGGACAGAAGGUAUUUAUGUUAACGGCAAGCCAUUCCGAACAGCAAGCCAUUGCAAACAUCUUGAUCACAUUGCGUAAAGGGACUCUGUUGAUAUUUUUGCCAAACAUUUUUGACUUGGCAAAAAACAGGUAUCGACUGAGGCUGGAUAGCCCAUCUGAAGUAAAGUUGAUCUGGCUUUUAUCGUUUCCCCAUUUCAAAUGCCUAAGAACAGCAAAGUGGUAAAAAGAGAAAUAGAUGAUGAUGUCAUCGAGUCAGUUAAGGAUCUCCUGUCAAAUGAAGACUCUAUUGAAGAUGCUUUCAAGAAAAGCGAGCUGUCUGUUAAUGAUUCAGAGGACAAAGAAGUAGAUGUGGAAGAAGGAUCUGAUGUAGAAGAUGAGAGACCAGCCUGGAACAGCAAACUUCAAUAUAUUCUAGCCCAAGUUGGAUUUUCUGUAGGUCUUGGGAAUGUGUGGCGAUUUCCAUACCUUUGUCAAAAAAAUGGAGGAGGUGCAUACCUUGUGCCAUAUUUAAUUCUGCUGCUGGUCAUAGGGAUCCCACUUUUCUUCCUGGAGCUUUCAGUGGGUCAGAGAAUCCGCCGUGGAAGCAUUGGAGUAUGGAAUUAUAUCAGCCCGAAGCUUGGUGGAAUUGGAUUUGCAAGCUGUAUAGUGUGCUUUUUUGUGGCUCUCUACUACAAUGUCAUCAUUGGAUGGAGUUUGUUUUACUUUUCUCAGUCCUUUCAACACCCUUUGCCAUGGGACCAGUGUCCUUUGGUGAAAAACUCUUCUCAUACCUUUGUGGAGCCAGAAUGUGAAAAAAGUUCUGCUACCACCUAUUACUGGUAUAGAGAAGCACUCAAUAUUUCAAGCUCUAUCUCAGAGAGUGGAGGUCUGAACUGGAAAAUGACAGUUUGCUUGCUGGCUGCUUGGGUUAUGGUGUGCCUUGCAAUGAUUAAAGGCAUCCAGUCUUCAGGGAAAAUAAUGUAUUUUAGCUCUCUUUUCCCUUAUGUGGUACUUAUAUGCUUUCUAAUCCGAGGGCUGCUUUUAAAUGGUUCAUUGGAUGGUAUUCGUCAUAUGUUUACCCCUAAGCUUGAAAUAAUGCUGGAGCCCAAGGUCUGGAGAGAAGCUGCUACUCAGGUGUUCUUUGCCUUAGGGCUUGGAUUUGGUGGAGUCAUUGCCUUUUCAAGCUACAACAAGAGAGACAACAACUGCCAUUUCGAUGCGGUUCUGGUGUCCUUCAUCAAUUUUUUCACUUCUGUGCUGGCAACUUUGGUGGUGUUUGCUGUUCUGGGCUUCAAAGCAAAUGUCAUAAAUGAGAAAUGCAUUAUCCAAAAUUCUGAAAGGAUUGUUAACCUUUUGCAUAUGGGAAAUCUUAGUAGAGAUAUCAUACCUGCUCAUGUUAAUUUCUCAAGCAUCACAGCAGAAGAUUAUAAUCUUGUUUAUGAUAUAAUCCGUAAAAUAAAAGAAGAAGAAUUUCCUCUUGGAUUGAAACCUUGCCUGAUUGAAGAUGAACUAGACAAGGCUGUUCAAGGAACUGGUUUAGCCUUCAUAGCUUUUACAGAAGCCAUGACACACUUCCCGGCUUCUCCCUUCUGGUCAGUGAUGUUCUUUCUUAUGUUGGUAAAUCUGGGACUUGGCAGCAUGUUUGGAACAAUUGAAGGGAUCACUACACCUAUAGUUGACACCUUCAAAGUGAGAAAAGAAAUACUGACUGUUACUUGCUGUCUUCUUGCAUUUUGCAUUGGCCUGAUAUUUGUGCAGCGGUCCGGUAAUUACUUUGUAACGAUGUUUGAUGACUAUUCUGCGACAUUACCUCUGCUAAUUGUGGUCAUUCUGGAAAACAUUGCCAUGUCUUACAUUUAUGGAAUAGACAAGUUUAUGGAAGAUUUGAAGGAUAUGCUUGGCUUUUCUCCAAACCAAUACUAUUACUAUACAUGGAAAUAUAUUUCCCCUGUUGUUUUAUUAUCUUUACUGGUAGCUAGCAUUGUUCAAAUGGUGUUAAGUCCUCCUCAUUACAGUGCAUGGAUUGAAGAGAAGGCAACUGAAGAAUUCCAGAACUACCCAACCUGGGGGCUGAUCGUCUGUGUGUCUCUCAUUGUUUUGGCUAUGCUCCCUGUCCCAGUAGUAUAUGUGAUCCGCCGCUGCAAUCUUAUUGAUGACAGCUCUGGUAGCUUGGCAGCUGUUUCAUACAAAAGAGGGCGGAUUAUCAAGGAGCCCAUCAAUCUUGAGGGAGAUGAUACAAGUCUGAUUAAUGGGAAGAGUCCAAGUGAGGUGCCCUCUCCAAAUUUUGGCAAAAAGAUAUACCGAAAACAGACUGGUUCUCCAACUGUGGAUACUGCUCCCAAUGGUCGCUAUGGUAUUGGUUAUAUAAUGGCAAAUAUGUCAGAUAUGCCUGAGUCUGACUUGUAGCUACAAAGUAGGGUUGAUGCCUUUGUUGUUAUCCUGCACCACUGAACAUUUGUUCUCUUUAAGAGAAGGGGUCAACUUCACUUACUAGAGUGCAAUCUCAGGUGCCUAAUGGCUGUCUCCUUGAAAAGAUCAUGACCUGUGGUACAAAGAGCUUGAAAAUCCCCUUUUGGCUCAGUUUGCUGGUUUCCCUUUGUAUUGAAGGGAAUGCACAUAGAUACUAAUUGGUAAUGGCCUCGCUUUGUCAGGAUUGCCAGAUUUUUAAAAAUUAUUUUUGCAUUUAAUUUGAAAGUUUUCUAUCUUUAAAGUACAGGUGUUACCUCAGUUUGUAGCAAUUUUUUAAGUGAAUUCAUAUUUCUCUACUGCUGUAACUGGAAUUUCCUUCUUUGUUCCUGCUAGUUAAAGCCCCCUUUUAUUGGAAAACAAAAAUGUGUUCCAAAGAGUUUGCCAAGCCUGUUUUGACUGCACUUAUUUGUACAUAAUGUUUUGUAGAUACUCCCGUACUUUUUUUAAGCAACCACAGUCCCUUAGGCUACUAGCUUAAUAUAAAAGAAAAAAAAACAAGAAAGAAAAGAGAGCAGCAAACAAACACAUUAAAAACCCUGCAGAUUAUUUUCUUACAUGUAAUAGCUUUAUAGAGCAAUAGUAUUAGUCAACCAAGUAUGAUUAUGAUGGAAACAAAAAGAAAUCCUCAGACUUUGGGGAACUGCAUAUGAUGUGGCUGUAUUUUGCAUACUCUAUAUACUAAUGUAAAAGUCUAUAAAUUUGAGUCAAAAGUCAAUCCCAAAAACCUGAGUCAACUUACCCACAGGUCAAUGUGAGUACUGUGCCUACACUCUUAUAAAAAAGGAACUAUACCCUUCUCUGGAUGAAGGUGGGGAAAUAGUGGUGACACUGACUGCUAGAGACAACUGAAGCCUCUUCCAUACAGCUGAAUAAAAUCCCACAUUUUCUGCUUUGAACUGGGAUAAAUGGCAGUAUGGACUCAGAUAACCCAGUUCAAAGCAGAUAUUGUGGGAUUUUCUGCCUUGAUAUUCUUGGUUAUAUGGUUGUGUGGAAGGGACCAGUCUUCCUGAGAUGGCAUUGGUACUUUCCCUUCUCUGCAGAAUAUCAAUGGGUCAUAUCAAAAUCCUUAAUUUUGCCCCCAAAACUUGCCCUCAAUUUAUAUAUGAGGUUGAUUUAUACAUGAGUAUAUACGGUACUAUAUUUGUUUUUUUAGUGUGAAAAUUAUGUCAGAGUGAGUCGCUCCACGACUCUUAAUGAUUGUGCAGAUUCUGCAUUUUUCUAAGCUGUGUGCCUAAAAAAAAGAAACACAAAAAAUCUCUCCUAAUAUUUAUUGUGGUUACAAGAUUAUAUAUAUUAUAUUUAUAUAUAAUAUACUUGUAAUGUACAUAUGUAUAGUAAUAUUGUAUGUAAUAGCUUCAAACCUUGAAGCAAGAUGGCUUUAAAACUGUUUCUGUUUCGCUUCUGUUUUAUGCAAAGAAGAUUGUCCCCCUGUCCCAAGUCAGUGAUCAUUCAGAACUGUAUGCCAUUUACAUUUAAUCUAGGAAUAAAGAACGUGGAAAGUU
Messenger RNA from Anolis sagrei ordinatus, 4208 nucleotides. RefSeq names its product solute carrier family 6 member 15 (gene SLC6A15). Gene Ontology annotation, biological process: sodium ion transmembrane transport; L-leucine transport. NCBI's taxonomy places the organism in Eukaryota, Metazoa, Chordata, Lepidosauria, Squamata, Anolidae. Gene Ontology annotation, molecular function: proline:sodium symporter activity. The record is from RefSeq and is a predicted model, not a curated record. Gene Ontology annotation, cellular component: plasma membrane.